Molecule: messenger RNA, 677 nt
Organism: Scylla paramamosain (green mud crab)
Lineage: Eukaryota; Metazoa; Arthropoda; Malacostraca; Decapoda; Portunidae
Product: ctenidin-3-like
Exons: 2
Coding region: 135-527 (130 amino acids)
Source: RefSeq, a predicted model, not a curated record
AGGAAGCUGGCACGGUAUAUAAGGAUCGGCUCAGGCACUUAGUUGGCACUCAGUAUCUCCAUCUCACCACCUGCACCUCCUCCUCCUCCUCCUCCAGCAGCGUCGCCUUCUGCAGUUGAUUAUCUCCCGUCAGCAUGAACUCGCUCGUCGCCAUCCUCGGCCUCGCCCUCCUUGUCGCCUCGUGCAGCGCUGGCGGCUUGCGCGGUGGACACUUCAUCGGCGGCUUUGACUCCCAUGAGGUGAUCGGGGGUGGAGGUUUCGUCAGCGGCGGCUACGGCGGUGGCGGCUUCCACAGAGGCGGCGGUGGCGGCUUCCACAGAGGCGGCGGCGGCGGCUUCCACAGGGGCGGCGGCUACGGCGGGGCGUCCAUCGUGCCAGCUAUCGGCGGCCUUGUGCACUCCUCCAUCCACAGCGGCGGAUAUGGUAGCUUCGGCGGGCACUCCAUCGAGCACGACAUCUCCUUCGGUGGGCACCAUGGUGGGUACAGGCGCCCAUCCUACGGCCGCCCAUCCUACAGGCGCUGGUAGGGGCUGAGUAGUGCCCAGGCACACCUCUCUCCUCGCCGUGGUGGCCUUGGUGGUCAUUCCUUCACUGGAUGCUAUAUCUUUGUGCCUCUUAUUUAAAAGUCUAAAGUCUUCAUUCCUCGGUCGUCUUGAAUAAAAUAAUUUCGAUUCCUA